CCCCGGCACCACCAUGCUCUGCGGCUGUCCCGGCGUCCUCAGGACCUCCGCAGCGCCCGCCGCGGCCCUGGCUGCGGCGCUGCUCUCCUCGCUCGCGCGCUGCUCUCUCCUGGAGCCGCGCGACGCGGUGGUCUCGGCGCUCAGUCCCUACUUCGGCACCAAGACCCGCUACGAAGAUGUCAACCCGGCGCUGCGGUCGGACCCCGAGGCGCCGCGGCGGGACCCGAAGUUGCUGGAAGGUUCCUGCACCCCGGUGCAGCUGGUCGCCCUCAUCCGCCACGGCACCCGCUACCCCACGGCCAAACAGAUCCGCAAGCUGAGGCAGCUGCACGGGCUGCUGCAGGCCCGCAGGUCCGGCGGUGGGGAGGGGGAGGCCGGCGGCCUGGGCGCCGCCCUGGCCGCCUGGCCGCUGGGGUACGCGGACUGGAUGGACGGGCAGCUGGUGGAGAAGGGACGGCUGGACAUGCGGCGCCUGGCGCUCCGCCUGGCCGCGCUCUUCCCGGCCCUCUUCAGCCGGGAGAACUACGGCCGCCUGCGGCUGGUCACCAGCUCCAAGCACCGCUGCGUGGACAGCGGCGCCGCCUUCCUGCAGGGGCUGUGGCAGCACUACCACCCGGGCUUGCCGCCCCCCGACGUCGCAGAUAUGGAGUGUGGACCUCCAAGAAUCAAUGACAAACUAAUGAGGUUCUUUGAUCAUUGUGAGAAGUUUUUAACUGAAGUGGAAAGGAAUGAGACAGCUCUUUAUCAUGUAGAAGCCUUCAAGACUGGACCAGAAAUGCAGACUAUUUUAAAAAAAGUUUCAGAUACUUUACAAGUACCAGUAAAUGAUUUAAAUGCAGAUUUAAUUCAGGUGGCUUUUUUCACCUGUUCAUUUGACCUGGCAAUUAAAGGCAUUAAAUCUCCUUGGUGUGAUGUUUUUGAUGUAGAUGAUGCAAAGGUAUUAGAAUAUUUAAAUGAUCUGAAGCAAUACUGGAAAAGAGGUUAUGGAUAUACCAUUAAUAGUCGAUCCAGCUGCAUCCUAUUUCAGGAUAUCUUUCAGCACUUGGACAAAGCCGUUGAACAGAAGCAAAGGUCUCAGCCAGUUUCUUCUCCAGUCAUCCUCCAGUUUGGCCAUGCAGAGACCCUACUUCCACUGCUUUCUCUCAUGGGCUACUUCAAAGACAAGGAACCCCUAACAGCUUAUAAUUAUGAGGAACAAGUCCAGCGGAAGUUUCGAAGUGGCCACAUUGUACCUUAUGCCUCCAAUCUAAUAUUUGUGCUUUACCAUUGUGAGGAUGCUAAGACUCCUAAAGAAGAGUUCCAAGUACAGAUGUUGUUGAAUGAAAAGGUGUUACCCUUGGCUCACUCACAGGAGACUGUCUCUUUGUAUGAGGAUCUAAAGAACCACUACAAGGACAUUCUGCAGAGUUGUCAAACCAGUGAAGAAUGUGCAUUACCAAAGAUGAACAGCACUUUUGAUGAGCUAUGAGUGACAGCAGACCUUUAUUAGUUAGCAGUGUUUUCCUGGGUGUGAUUACAUGCUUGAAAUAGGUAGGUAGUCCCUUGACUUUUCAUAGAGAAAUUUUGUUUCUUUUUGGGUCUGGACAUAGUAGAUAAAUGAUUCUUCACUGGAGCAGCUCUCUUAAGGAAAAAAAUAAUGAAGUCAGACAAAUGGCACUGAACUUGUUUACAGCAAUGAACUAUGCUCCAACUUAUAGGAGACCUCACACUGGAGUAGAAUGAUUUGAAAGCGACACUUGAAAAGUGCUGGAUUACCAAAAUAUAAUGUCAUUUGAGGGAUCAGUACUUGAGUUGUACUACAGGUUGUUUUUUGUUUUUUUUUUUUUUUGCUUAGGUGGGACAGUCCCAUUAUUGCCUAAUCAGCAAUACUGUGAAGUAUUGUAGGAGUAUCACUUUGAAAGAAAGUCUACAUCUCUCUAAGUGAGAGAGUAAACCAGUGUUAACAAAGUAGGUGAUUUGAAAAGACAUUUUUGCUAAAGAAAGACAAAAGUAAAAAGUAAUUUUUUUGUUAACACUAUUUAUAAAAUAUUUGGGUAUCUUUUUUGGUAAUUCCUUUUACCUUCUGGUAGGUCUUGCAAGGCCAUCUUAAAUCAUCAUCAGAGCAAUUUUGCAUAUAUAAUAAUAGGACAAAGAACCAGUACCAGCAAGUUAGAAGAACAGAAUCAAAGUUUCUUAAAUUUCUUAGCUGUAUUUUUAUCCUGUUAUUUAGCUUCCAUUUUUAUAUUUUGUUAAUGAAUUCCAUCUUUUGGUUUGAUUUUUUUUUUUUUUUCCUUUUAAAUAAAGACUUUAUUCUGGUUGGCUUUGUUGUAUAGCUUUCAGCCUUUUUGAAAUAACUAGUUCUGAGUUUGGUCAAAUGCUAUGAAAUUAUUUGCAACAAUAAAAUUCCUGUGUUUUUUACUUCA
This is a messenger RNA of Dipodomys spectabilis (banner-tailed kangaroo rat), 2402 nucleotides long. It is a transcript of the gene Minpp1, whose product is annotated as multiple inositol-polyphosphate phosphatase 1. Bases 14 to 1468 code for a protein of 484 amino acids. Lineage: Eukaryota; Metazoa; Chordata; Mammalia; Rodentia; Heteromyidae. The transcript is spliced from 5 exons. Gene Ontology annotation, molecular function: inositol phosphate phosphatase activity; acid phosphatase activity. The record is from RefSeq and is a predicted model, not a curated record.